GAUAGCGCGCCUGAUAAGCAGACUGCUGUUAGUGCGCAUGUGCGCACAAGUAUUUAUAAUAUCUUGCUAUGUGCGUGAACCGUUGAUUGUAGAUGUAACCAGGAGCCCGUAAGCUGCGGGCAAUAAACACCGUUUUCCUGUUGAUCCCUUGCCUGGUCACCCACUGACAUGAGAUACAACACUGGCGACGAGGGUGGGACCCGAAGGCCGCUGUCAGUUUGGUGAAGAAGGCAAGUCUUUUCAAAGUCAGCCUCUGUUCCAAGUUGGACUUUGAAGAAUGCUGAUUUUGCGGCUGUCUUAGCAUGGAUAACAAAGAAGCGACAAUGCAGUCGACUGGACAGCUUGGCCAGAUGGAGUCAUUUGAUGUUACCGCAAGUGACUGGACGGCAUACAAGGAGAGGUUGACAUCUUUUCUGAUUGUCAACAAGGUUCCUGACAGCGACAAGGUGCACGCAUUCCUCAGCAUCAUCGGCCCGCGAACGUAUGGGCUGCUGAAGUCGUUGACGGCGCCUGACCUGCCGUCGGCUAAAAGUUUCGAACAGCUGAAGAGCAUCUUGGACGCCCACCUGGCCCCAGUGCCGUCCAUAAUCGGUGAACGAGCCAAGUUUUACCGCAGAACACAGCAGGAAGGUGAGCCCCUGCCGGAAUAUGUUGCCGAACUUCGCAAGUUGUCUCAGACCUGCCAGUUUGGAGCCAGUUUAGACGAAGCGCUGCGGGAUCGUUUCGUGUGCGGACUGCUCCGUGAGGACGUGCAGCGAGUACUUUUUACCGAGGGCGACACAUUGACGUUCUCGAGAGCAGUGGACCGCGCGCUGGCCAUGGAAGCAGCCCGGAAGAAUGUCGCCGAGACUCGAGUCGUGGAAUCAUUGGCCACACAGCUGCACAAAGUUGAAGACGACAAUAGAGAGGCACAUGCUGAUCUGUACGAGGUGCAAGCGAGAGCUGGUAAGCCGCUACCAGUUUGUUACCGCUGCGGUUCCCCGAGCCACACUCAUGCAGUAUGCCCUCACAUUAACGAUACCUGUUUUAAGUGUUCGAAGAAAGGACACAUUCAAAGAGCCUGUCGGAGCAGCAACAGGCAAUCUCAUGACGGGUAUAAGAAAAAACGGAGCCUGAAAACGCUAAAAGUUGUGGCACAGGAGCCGACUAUCAGCAUUUCCAAACAAGGGGCUGCCAGCCGCGCUCCCAUUUUUGUUAAACUAAAUAUAAAUGAUGCACCGGUAGAAAUGGAACUCGACACGGGAGCUGCAGUGUCAAUCAUGCCUUUCAAGCAGUUCAAGAAGCGGCUUCCUUCUACCAGCUGCCGAUCAACUGACGUCACCCUACGCACCUAUACCGGAGCUCUCGUCCGACCUUGUGGCGUCGCGGUUGUCAACGUGCAGCAUAGUGGACGGACGGCGCAGCUGCCGCUCUACCUCGUCGACCAAGCAGGACCACCACUGCUAGGACGAGAAUGGCUACACACACUGCGUCUGGACUGGGACAGUAUUUGGGGUCUGAACUACAUCUCAAGGGGACAGCCAAAAUGGAUGCCAGCAGUAGUAAUGGCCCAGACUGGACCAGUGUCUUUCAAGGUUCGUGUAUCAACCCCUUCAGGAUGCUUGGAGUGGCGGCGUCACAAGAACCAGUUGCUUCAAAGCACGACCGUGCCUGCGGAAAACGGCGUUCAAGACGACGAGUUCUCCGUGGGGCCACACAGCGACCUCGGAUCGGGAUCAGCUGCGGAAAACUCCGUGGAAGGCGGUGGGUUCGCCGUGGGGCCACACAGCGACCCCGGAUCGGGACAAGCCUUUUCGGUACCACCAGCUAGUGUUUCUCUCUCACCACCGACGUUACAGGCUGACACUGCACGGGGUGACGAUGAUCGACGCUACCCAAUUCGAAAUCGUCGACCACCUGAUAGGUUCCAAGCAGGAACGUGAACUUUGUUUCAUAAUAAAAGCGGAGGAAGUGUUGUGUCGGCGAUAGCGCGCCUGAUAAGCAGACUGCUGUUAGUGCGCAUGUGCGCACAAGUACUUAUAAUAUCUUGCUAUGUGCGUGAACCGUUGAUUGUAGAUGUAACCAGGAGCCCGUAAGCUGCGGGCAAUAAACACCGUUUUCCUGUUGA
Messenger RNA from Dermacentor albipictus, 2107 nucleotides. RefSeq lists its product as uncharacterized. Lineage: Eukaryota; Metazoa; Arthropoda; Arachnida; Ixodida; Ixodidae. The record is from RefSeq and is a predicted model, not a curated record.